AAUUUCCCAUUUCUAAUAAGAACUCAAUCGUGGAAUAUCCUUUAAUCCUCAUUAAUUAAACGAUUAAAAUUCUGUAAUGUUAAGUAAUCAAAAACUCAUAUAUAUCUCAAUUAAAACAGAAUACUUUACUAUCAAUUUCUGCUAGUCUAAUAGUGAUAAAGUUGAACUCGUCUUACUGUUACUUUUAAUACUUAAAGUGUGUGAUGUAAAAAAUAAAUUAAAAGUAAAAAGCCAUACGAUUUCAUUUAUUUAGUCAUAUAAAUUUUUUUUCGAUUGGGAUAGUAUUAUCCUUAAGAAUGUCUUCUUUAAAACAAGUAAUGCAAGUUAUCAAUUCACACCAAUUGCCAGCCCAGUUGAUAGAAUCUAACAAAAGUAAAUUGACUGGAUUGAUUAAUAAUGGAUUGUAUGCAUGGUUUGCAUUUGAAGCCAAUAUAAUUUUGUAUUCUAAACAACUUGAAUCAAUAGUGUCAUCCAGAAUAUUCGGAGAUAAUUUCAAAGAUAAGUCAUUAAGGAUAACAUAUGUUAAUGAAUUAAAUCAUGACGCAGAAAAAAUGCAUUUUUUAUUGGUGGGUUGUUCAUUUAAAUCAUCAGGAUUAUUAUAUGUAUGUCAACUUCCCACUUUGACAACUGUACGCUGUAUUGAGCUGCCGAAUCCGGUAACAUACAUAUCAAGUAUUAAAAAUGAGUCAUUUGAUGAUCAUCGACUUUGUGAUGAAUUCAAAAUGAUGUCAACUAUACUUUUGGUUGGUAUGUCAACAGGUGCUGUUUAUGCUAUUGAUUUAAGAUAUAGUCAUAUUAAACAAAAAUUAAAUCACAAUGAAAUAGUCAUAAAUGAAAGCAGACCAAGUAAAUUAUUUAUAAUUGGUAGAAAUGAAGAUUGUCAAGAAGUUAAAGAGAUGAGUGAUGAUAGUGAUUGUCAUUUAGCUAUGUUUAUUAAUGAAAACUUUUAUGCAUAUUGUAAAAAACAGUAUAAUGGCAAGUUAAAUUUAAGUGUUUCAAGUUUGCUAUUUGUUGAAGAAAUAAAUACUGUUGCCAUUGGUUAUUCUACAGGUCAUUUUCAACUUAGAGACUGUAAAAGUAUGCGAACCAUUUAUCUUCUGAAAGAACCCAAAUGCAGUAUGCCUGUGUCUCAUAUUGGAUUUCUUGAACCCUCUGAUGAUCCUAAUAACUUAUGUUACCUUUGGGUAAUUCAGUCUGAUAACACUAGAUUACCACAUGCAACUAUGAUUGCAUUAACUUAUGAGCAUCGUAAUAUAAUGCCUAAUGGAAAUUUUGCUUAUAGUGUAUAUCAAGGUAAUGGUGUAAAAUUAGAAAUGUCAUUGAAACGAGAAACAGGUAUUGGAAAGUGUAUAUCUGUAUCAUCUGUGUGCAAUGUAAAUAUGGCUAGAGAUGAAACUGAUAUGGAUGAAGAUUGUGAAAUAAGAUUAUUUGCUAUGUUAUUAGAAAUUAGACAAAGUGUUGAUUCAUUUCCAGAAUCUUGUAUGUUUUUAUUUGAUAUUAAUCAAUGGUAUAAAGCACAGAUGCCAUCUAAUAUCAGUCAUCUUAAAAUUUCAAACUCUUAUGCGAGUUUUGUAAAAUUACCAAAUAAUGUAAAUUAUUUGGAUUUUAAUAUUUCUACUAAAACAUUAAGACCAUUUGGCAGUAAUUUCAGGAGUAAUGUCGAAGAACUGUACUACCCUUCUUCUAUAUAUUUUGAAUGUGAUUGUUUAUUGGAUACUGAAUUAGUUCGACUAAAACAUACUGGAGUGCAACAAAAAAUUUUAGAUCAAUUAUUUGAAAAAAAUUGGAGAAUGUUGAUUAAUCCUAAUUUAGUUUUUAAUCAAUGUUUAGAAGUUAACCUCAAACCUUUUUUUUGGGAUAAAUCGGAUGACUACAAUUGUUAUAGUAUGCCGGAUCAAAGAAGUUUUGUAGUUUCAAUAUUGGUUGAAAAUAAAAUGAUGUCUGUAUUAAACUCUUGUGCGGAAGAAUGGAAAAAUGGUACCUAUGCAUCUAGUGAAGCUACUAUUUUACACUUGGUUCAAAGUCUCUGGAAACAUGUAAUGGUCGUAAAACAGUUUGCUGAUAAGCUAUGUGUACCUCUAUUUGAUUAUUCUGGUACCCAAUUAGACAAGAAAAGUCAACGUAUGCUAAAUCAUUGUUUAUCUCAAAUGCAGUGUGUUAAAAUUUUUCUAGAAGAUCUUCACAAUACUUAUGGUGCUCACAUUACCAAUGUUGAUUAUUCUUAUCGUGUUUCUACACUGAGCCUAGUCACACAAUAUUUUAAAGCAGUUACUUGUUUCCUCAAUUAUGGUCUCUUACCAGAGUCUUUAGAUAUAAAUGUAGAUCAUCCAACAGUACAUUGUGCUUUUCAAUCUUUAAUUAAUUAUUCUAAUCAGAGACGAACUGAACUUGGAGAUUCUCAACUAUACUUGAUAGAUGCUGUUGUUAAUCAUGAAAAAAAAGGAUUUAAGCUGAUUGAGCAAUGGCAACAUGAAGGUGGUGAAGCAACCAAAGGAAUGUAUCCUCCUGCAAAUGUUCAAUGCUUAUUAAGAAUUUAUUUAAAUGCUGCACUUUCUGAUCAAGUGAAAAAUUAUAUAACUAUUUAUUUUUUAAUUGAUGUCUGCUCUACUCAAGACCUUGAUGAAACAACCGCAAACCGCAUGUGUAAUUUUGCAAUUGAAUUUGAUGUUGAAAAUAAAAUUUUAAAUAGUCUUUGUCGUGCUAGCUGGCUAUUAGAUCAUGACAUGUUUGAGGAUGCUAUGGAAAUUUUGUCAAGUGAUAAAGACUGGGCAAAAAAAACUAAGAAUAAAUCAUGGGAAUGGUUUCAUUGGACUGUUAUGAAAUUACUCGUUUUUAAAAAAGAAUAUUUUUGGGCCCAGUUUUACAUGAAACUUAUUAGUGUUAACAUAAAAAAUGAAGAUGAUCACAAAUUUUACAUAAAUCUGUUAAUAAUGAACAACCAAAUUUUUGAUGCUCUUCAUUACAUUCAAACAAAACAUCCUGAAGAAAAAUUAUUUUUACUUGAAUAUUUUUUUAAUCGUUGUAAGGAAGUAAAUAAACUAAGGUCUUUAAUAAAUUAUCAGUGGGAAUUGGAAGAAGAUGUAUUUUUAAACUAUUUAAAAACUUUAAAAGACCCAGAAUCACUUUCUAUUCAAUUAUUAUUUUUACUCCAAAGAGGGAGGUACACAGAAGCUGUUGAAUUAAAUAAUAGCUUUGAAAAAAACAGUAAAAUAAAAUAUGAUGAUGAUUUAAUGAUAACUAGUUUAUUAGUUCACGGUUUUAAUAAAACUUUACCAAAAAUAAAUUCUCAAAUUCAUGGUAACUUAACUGUUAAAAAUGUAUAUAAAAAAACAGAUACUGUGUUAAAAAGUAUCAAUUCUGAUGGUAAAUCAUUUAAUAUUAUUGACAAAAUCAAAGAAAACACUAUAAAAUUAUGGAAUUCUCCUAAUAAAUUUUCCAAACAUUCAAAUGAAGAGAUUGUGGAUUCAGUAAAAAAUUCACGUAAACGUUCUCCUAAGGAUGAUGAUAUUGAGAUAAAUAAGGAGAAACGUAGAAAAAUUCAAGAUUGCAUUUUAAGUCCACCAAAUACUAAAAUAACAGAAGUGUGUUCUAUAGGAAAACAGGUUCUUGAAAUACUUAAUACUCCUUUAGUAGGAAAAUCAAUAGCCUCUCCUCCAGUUGUUGGCUAUUCAUCAAUCUUAAAGACUGCAGGAUCCUCUAAAAAACAUAAAAAUGUAUUAUCGAUAAUUGGUAAUAAUACGCCUAUUUCAAAAACUACAUUAAGGUUUAGUUUGCCCAAUGAAGAAAACAGUUAUAGCAAAAAAUGCAGUUCUAUAGGUGUAGAUCUUAUGAAUGAUGAUAACCAAGGAAAUGAGAGUUUUUAUAGUGUUAGUAGUAAUGAUGUUUCUGAACAGACAACUAAUAUUUCAGAACAAAAAUCAAUAAUUAGUAAAUUAUUAUCAAAUGACACUGUUGAUUAUGAAGUUGAUAAAAAGGAUUAUAUGUCAGAUGAAGAAAUUUUGCAUGAUGAGUAUGAAAAAAUGGAUACAACAGAAAAUAGUUUUUACCAUAAAGAAGUACAAAAUGAUAGCAUCCCACAAAACAUAGAAACUCAUAAAUCUGAAUUGAAAUCUAAAGUUAUUGAACUAGUAGAAUUAUCAUCAGAUGAGGAAGAAAUUAAUGAAAUUUAUAAUAAUGGAUUGAAAAAAAGUAUGGUUUAUGAUACUAUGCAAGUAGAUACCACUGAAAACAAAUCAAUAGACAACCAUAGUUUGCAAAAUUAUAAUGUAGAAACUUUUGAUGUUGAAAAAUUCAAUUUAACCACAAAUAGUCAGACUAAUAAUUUAAGUCUUCAGGUAGAUAAAAGCUCUUGUGAUUUAUUAGAAAAUCAAUUGAUUUGCUGUGAAUCUACUUCUCAAAUAAGUAAUGAUAAAAUCCUGAGCUGUUUUGAAGUAUCGUCAUCAAAUAACCAUAUAGUUCAAAAAUUAAGAAAUGAGAGCUCAUCAGUUAAUAAUGAAACACUAAGUUAUAAAACAGAAACAAAGAAUACUUGUAAUGAAGAUGAUGACAUAGUUUAUUUAAAUACUGAAGAUGAAAAUUCUAGUAAUAAUACUUGUCCAUCCAGUUCAUCAAGUCAAAAAUCAAUAGAUGUUAAUAGCAUAUCUGAUGAUGAAAGUGAAUUAGAAAUGACAAGGUAUGGUAGAUUUAAAUCUCAUGAUAACAGAGUUUCUGAAUCAUUUAUUCAAAAAGAGAAAUAUGAUUGCUCUGAAGAAUCAGAACAAUACUUUGAAGAAAAUGUUGAAGAAGAGGAUAUUGAAGAGGUAGAUAUUGAUGAUGAUGAUGAACAAGAAGAAACUGAUGACGUAGGUGUAGAUGAUGAACAAGAAGAAACUGAUGAAGUAGGUGUAGAUGAACAAGAAGAUAAAUAUGAAGUAAUUGAAAAAGAAAAUGUUUAUUCCCAAGAAAUGUCAAAUAAUGAUUUAGAAUUUUAUGAAGAAAGUCAUGUUAAACAUAGUGCAAUUAAAGAUGACAGUGAAGAAUAUUGUAAUAUAAGUUCUCAUAAUAUGGAGAUAAAUGAAGAAAAAUUCCCUUUUAACAAUACAAAUAUAUUAGAAAAAAAAAAAACAUUUGACUACCAAGAUGAAAAAUCAGCUGAUUCCAGUAUCAUUGAAUGUGAAAAUGUUCAUGAAGAACAUUCUGAUCAUCAAAAUGAUAAAACCAGUAAUAGUUAUAUAUAUCAUCAAAAUCAAACUAGGAUAAAUGAUUAUAUGAAUCUUCAACUUCAAAACAAGACUUCUGGCGAUAUUGAAUUAAUAAACGAACUAAAAACUAAUACAAAAAAUCACAAUUUUGAUAUGUCACAUGGAAAAACUGAUAUUGAUAAUCCUACAUCAUCUGAUAUAACAAAAAAUCCAAGUAAUUUUUUAUUUGGUCAACAAGAUACUUCUGAUAAUAAACCCAUGUUAUUGUUUGGCCAAAUAUACUCAUUUCAAAAUGAACAACCUGUUGCUAUAAUGAAAGUGAGUGAAUCAUCUAAAUCUAAUUCAUUUACACAAAUUGAGAAUAUUCAAGUAAACAAUGAUACUGUAUCAGAAAAAGUAGAAGUUGUUGAUGAGAUAAAAGAUAUUUUGGAACUAGAAUCUUUGCCUGAUAGUAAUCCAGAUGAGUUUAUAGAAACAUACAAUACACGUUCCAGAUCUUCAAGCAUACAAUCAGAAAAUUCUAUUAUAUACAGAGAUAAAAAAUCCAUAAAUGUUGUAUCAAAUUGUCCAUCUACAUCCUUCAAAAACAAAUUUAAUGAAGUGGUAGAUUCAUAUGAAGAUGUAAGAGUGUUGAAAAAACCAAGACGUAGUUUGCGUGCUUCUAGUGCCGAUAGCAAAAUCAAUUAUUCUAAUGCAACUCGUUCAAAGCGAGCUAAAUCUAUAUCUAGUUUCUCCUCAACAAUACAAUCAAGUGAAAAUCAUAGAUCAACAACUAACACUAAAGAAAUUCCUCCAAAUAAUGAGAAUUAUCAACAUGAUACAAAAGUAUCGGAUACCAAUAAUCAAUAUUUUAAAAGUAAUAAUGCUUUAGAAAAAUCUUUACAAAAUGAUUGUAGUAUAAUUGAGAAUGAAUUUCUUAACUCAGAUAUAAUAUCUUGCUCUACACGUUCUAAAUCUCUGUCUAAUACCUCAUUAAAUAAUUAUGCAGCUAUUGAAAUUUUAAAUAAUAGUAAUUUAAUUAAAGAUAAUACAGUUAAUAAAAUCAUACCAUCUCGUACAAGACGUGCUAAAUCAUUAUCUAAAAUUCAAACAGUUACUUUGCCUAUUGCCAGUACUAGUUUAAUUCAAUCAACUAUUUCAGAAGUUUCAUUUUCAAAGAAUUUAAACUGUCAACAUAAUUUAAAAACAUCAAAACAUGGUAACUCUGACAGUAUUGUUCAACAUGCAUUGAUUGAUGAAAUUUCUAGCAUGAAAUCAGUUAAUAAUGAACCCAUUAGAAAAACUAGAAGAAGUGUACGUGCUUCAAGUGAAGAAUCAUAUUUAUCUGUAAUGACUCCUUUAAAGCGUACCAAGUCUUCAUCUUAUUUACGUUCAAAAGAUCAAGCAGUUGAUAUAUCAAUUAUUAAUGACAGUGUACAUUCUAAAACUUUAGAAAUGUCCCCAACUAAGAAUGCAAAUAUUCAAUGUAAAUUAAAACAACCCAUAUAUCCAGACACACCACUACAUGAUCAAAAGGAAUCUCAUAAAUCCUUCAAAUCUAUCGUUUCAAAAGUUGAUUCUAUUACUAGUGAUAAAAUAAUUUCAAAAAACAUAGAUUCACCUGAAUUGGCUACAAGAAAAACCCGAUCUAAAUCUAAAAGUACUGAAGAAGUCAAUCAAAUUAUUACAGACAACCCGUCAAAUCUUUUUCGUUUUUCUGGUAUGGUAGAUGAUAACAAUCGUCAAAAAAGAAUUUCACUAUCAAAAAACAAAAUUAAAAAUCAGGAAGAUCUUGCACAGCCAAGACGAAAAAGUGAACGUUCAAAAUCAUUAACACCAGGAGAACCAAUAUAUACUAAAAAAACUGCUUUUGGUCUAGAACAAAUUCCAGAAGAAGAACCAUGUAGUUCUGAAAAAAAUAUAUUAGAAUCAGAUUAUCAAUUAGUCAAAAAAUCAAAGUUCAAUUUUGCAUCUUCUAAAUUAAAAAAAUAUUCUAAAAAUAUUGAAUUAAAAGUUGAUUUUCCAGAAAAAAAAAUUAUAACUCCUAGAAGAUCAAAAUCAGUGCAACCUAGCCCAGCUUUAACAUUUUCAACUGUAAAAGAAAAACCAAAAAGAAGCUGUAGUAUGAAUUUAAUUAUUUCUGAUGAUAAAACGCCAAAUAAAAAUGACUUUUAUCCAGCUUUAAAAAAAGCUUUAAAAUCUACAAAAAAAAUAUCAAAAAAAGCACCAGAAAAGUCUUUAAAGUUAAAAAAUAAUGAAACAGUUAUCACAGAAUGUAAUCAAGAUUUUUCUGAUCAAGAGUCAAUUGAAAGCAGUGAUUUGUCUGAAUCAUUAGAAAAAUGCUCCCCAAUUGCUGCAGGUACACCAAGACAUAUGAUAUUAUAUACGCCGGCAAAAAAAAUAAAAAUUCCUAUGUUAGGAUUGGAUUCUGAUGGUGGUGAUUCAUCUACAAGCUCAAAUGAAUCUACUGAUUCCAAAAGAGUGAUGACUCGUUCAAUGAGCCGUAAUGCUAGUUACAUAGAGCCAGAAGUUAAUGAUUCAGUUAUAAAAAAUUCUAGAAGACUUUCUAUUACUGAUAGUACAAUUAUGUCAUCAAGUAGUAAUAAACUAAAAUCUAAGUUAUCUACUGCAGACACUAAGAAAAAAACUUAUAGUAGUGAUACAUCAGAUUUAAUUAAUUCACCUAAAAUAAACAAAACUAGACCCAUUAAAACAACAGACAAUGAAAAUAAAAUAAAAACUAAGACUAAAACAUUAAAAUCCAAGGUAACACAUGUUGAAACUGAUCCAAAUGCAGAAAAUUCCAUGUUAAAAAAACGUAUUACUCGUUCUCAAUUAUCAAUUUUAGAAAGAGAUCAACAAAUCACAUCUAAAAAUGACGAACGUGAAGCCCAGAGUUCUAAGUUCACCAAAUCCAAAAUUAGCAAGCCUAAAGAAAAAUUAAAAAAAAAGUCUAACAAUUAAAUGAAUUGUUUUACACAAUAUAUAUAUAUAUAUAUAUUCAUGUAUUCAUUAUAUGUUUAAAAAAAUAACUCAUUUUGUUAUCUGUCAACCUAAUAAAUAUUAUUUAAUGGUAA
Molecule: messenger RNA, 8236 nt
Organism: Daktulosphaira vitifoliae (grape phylloxera)
Lineage: Eukaryota; Metazoa; Arthropoda; Insecta; Hemiptera; Phylloxeridae
Gene: Elys
Product: protein ELYS
Exons: 24
Coding region: 297-8123 (2608 amino acids)
Source: RefSeq, a predicted model, not a curated record